Meloidogyne enterolobii is the source of this 312-nucleotide messenger RNA. The record is from the annotation of a GenBank genome assembly. Lineage: Eukaryota; Metazoa; Nematoda; Chromadorea; Rhabditida; Meloidogynidae.
AUGCCAAAUAUUCACAUAGAUCGUCAAAAGGAAGCAUCGAGGAGUAGUCAAGAGCACCUGGAAGUUUUAAUCACUCAUCGUGAGCCUCCGACAGCUGAACGAACUGGGCUGAAGAGAAUUAUUCCUUCAUUUUUAAUCAAAAAAAGCUAUUCACAAAAGCGAACAGAGAAAAUGGAAGCAAGACGUCUUCAAGAAACUGACAAAGAAAAGGCUGAAAAAAUUUUAGCCAAGCAACAGCGAAAAGAGAGAAAACGGAGACAAUUGGCGCUGUUGGCAGUGCUAAAAGAAAGGGCAGGAGAGGAGAGAAGGUAG